Messenger RNA from Hippoglossus stenolepis (Pacific halibut), 2909 nucleotides. It is a transcript of the gene dthd1, whose product is annotated as death domain containing 1. The record is from RefSeq and is a predicted model, not a curated record. NCBI's taxonomy places the organism in Eukaryota, Metazoa, Chordata, Actinopteri, Pleuronectiformes, Pleuronectidae. The transcript has 11 exons. The coding region runs from base 1 to 2892 and encodes 963 amino acids.
AUGAAGGAGAAUCUGCAACAGAUGGAUGAAGCCGAGUCUGUUCACGGCAGAGAGAUGGAGGAGGCUCGCCACAGCUCGUCCAUUGAGACUGCUCAGGGAGGUGAGGCCCACAGAUCAUCCAGGGUCCAUCACGAGGAGACUGUGGGUAGGAGGAGAUGCACAGGUGGAGGCGGUGGAGAGGAGACGCAGACGGGUGGAGAAGAAAGGAUGCUCUGUCCAGCAGAAUAUGAGAAGGAGGAUGAAGGGAGGAGGGGGAGUGAUGAUAAACUGCAGCUGGAAGAAGAGUGCAAGCAAAAGGUUUUGGGGGUGCUGAAGGAGAUGAGAGUUUUUCACUCAGAGAGAGUGACAGCAUGGAGAGAGGCCCUCAGAGAGUGUGCCUGCAUGCUCAGUAAGUAUCCACCAGGGGGCGGUGAUCAGCAGGAUGCAUCAACAGCAGACUCCUUCAGUGAUACUUUCCAGAGCGUGUCGGAGGACUUCGAGAACAUUACGAAAAAACUGAGCACGAUCGUAACCAAACUGGAAGCAGAAGUUCUCCGUGUGUCUGCGGAAGAAGCCUCAGGUGUGGAUGUGGCGCUUCACGAAACCAGAGACCCAGAAACCUCAGCUCCACCUGAAGACGGCAGAAACCGCCCGAGCCUUCAGGAUCCACUCGACUCUGACUGCGAACGGGAGGCUGAGGAUGAAAGGGAUCAAAGGAGUCCGUCACCAAACACUGAACAAACAGCCGACACAAGAUUCAGCGGUUCCAGCAAUGUGAAGGACACUGGGGGAGAACUGGAGGUCAGAGGUCAAGUGGGUGAUAAUGAGGAGGGCUGUGUGUCUCCGGUGAGUCAGACGGAUUUACUGAAGGAGACGGACAAGGACACAGAGAGGACGAAUGUCAAGGUCAAAGAGGAGACAAAGAGCGAAUGGACCACUGUCGGCUCCACACCUCUAGAAAUAGAACAUUUCUGCUACAAAUUCUACAAUGUUAAAUAUUAUUGUAUUUGUAUUUUUGGAAUAAUAUCCAGGCUCACUGGUACAAUGGAGGACGGCCAAUCACACGUGCCAGACGCGUGCUUUAUCAGGGCGCCUGUGGGUGCGGCUGAAGUCCUGAGCUGUGAAAUCGCCGAUGCCCUCAGCUGCCUCAUGGUGACCGGGGCAGAGGAGCUGGUCAGCAGAGUGAUCCGGGUCAAGGUUCAAGGCCGAGCCAACUUCCACUUCCCCGUGACCUUGGUCGUGCCUUUCUGCGCACGUUACCGGGGCAACUACCGGGAUGUCGCUGUGAAAAUAAUGGACGAGGAGAGAAGGGCGAGUUACGUCACUCCGGCAACAACAGAGGGAACGUAUGGAGGACAGAGGGGCUCAUUUGCAGAGGUGAGGGUCUACACCUUAGGCCUCUUUGCGGUGGUUUCCUGUCUGAAAAGAGAAAACUACACAGUUCCCAGAAGGGGUCUGUCACUCAAGCUCUCGAUGGACCCCCGCAUUUGUCUCAGCUACCUCCCAGGAGCCUUUGCCGCUCCAGUGAUGGCACAAACCACGAUCCAGCCUGUGGACACCGUCCUCCUGGCGGCCGUCAAGUCCAGAAGUGAUGUCUAUUAUUAUUCGGUGGCGUCCACGAGCCCGCUGCUCUACCUCGCCCACCCGAGCUCGCAGCCCCUGAGGAGACCCCUCACCGUCACCCUCCCCUGUCCCCCGAACCCGGAGAGAAAGAGGGACGUGAGGGGACGAGGGAAACAGACGCAGCAUCACCACAGUGGACCUGUUGCUCCAGCUUGGGAUCAACCUGCUUCCAAUAGAGACUUUCACUUGCAAAUGAUUUGUUUUGAUGUCUUUGUCUCUGUCAGUGCACUUGGUGCCUCCCUGAAGUCCCCAAAGGAGACGUCCAAUGAGCUGCUCGUAGUUCUGGUGUCAAGGGACAAGCAGUGGAGCGUCCUGGAGAGAGUGACAGUCAGGAACCUGCAGAACGGGCUGGCGUCCUUCGAGCUGACAGAGAACUUUGACAGACUGCUGCUGGUCCGUCUCCUCUCCCCCCUGCAGCCCCCCCACCUCACCUCCCUGGCCGAGCGGCUGGAGGAGUCGGUGGGCUGCCACGCCGUCACCGUCGUCCUCCAGUGCCGCCGAGACGAUCCCCACGCGGCCCUGGUGGCGGCCCUGCCCAGCCGGGACCUCAGCUGGGAGCUGAACAAACUGGGGGCCCAGGGCUACGGCGGCCCGCUGGAGGCCUCGUCCGACAUCUCCAUGUGCGAGGGGGACCAGCUCCUGCUGCGUUUCAGCGGCAACAUCACGUCCACAAGAACUCAAAACAACCCAAAUGACGUCCCACACGAGAGACUCACCUUUCACACCCAGCGCACGAAUCACCUCCUGGUGCGUCUGACCGAAGUGGACCCCUUUGGGAACUACAGCUCGCCUCACUACAAGGGGACGGCCAUGUUUUACAAGGUCACCAGAGGUCAGCUGGAGUGGCAAGGGGACGGAGCCGCCCGGAUGGACAUGAAGCCGCUGGGAGACCCCGUGUGUGCGCUGUCUCUGACUUUACCUAAGAAAGUGCGGAGCGUCAAUCGGCUCGUGACGGCGAGGGUGAAGUUAUGUGAGGAGACAGACUCCCUGUCAGACUCUCUCCUUCUGUGGUUGGCCGGCGAGCUCUCGGAGGAGGAGGUGGCCGAGCUGGUUCUGUCCCUGCGUCUCCGCCGCAGCGCUGCCCAGCUGGUGAGGCUGCGGGCCGGGGACAGCCUGACCUCCCAGGCCUUCCAGGUCCUGGCCACCUGGAGGAGGGGGCUGCCCGCCGCCCCCCACCAGCUCAAGGCCUCUCAGCUGGCUCGCUGCCUGGCCAAGAGCGGCCGGCCGGACCUGGCCCGAGAGCUGCUGCUGAGACAGGCCGCAGCCACCAGGCAGGGCUCACUGACAUAGGAAAGAGAAAUCACAUC